AUGGCAGAGACGGCUAAGCUCCAGCUGUUUGUUAAGGCAAGCGAGGAUGGUGAGAGCGUGGGACACUGCCCUUCCUGUCAGCGGCUCUUCAUGGUCCUGCUCCUCAAGGGCGUGCCCUUCACCCUCACCACCGUGGACAUCCGCAGGUCCCCGGAUGUGCUUAAGGACUUCGCUCCUGGCUCGCAGCUGCCCAUCCUUCUCCACGAUGGCGACACCAAAACAGAUACACUGCAGAUCGAGGAGUUUCUGGAGGAGACGCUGGGGCCCCCCGAAUUCCCCAGCCUGGCGCCCCGCUACCGGGAGUCCGCCACGGCGGGCAACGACGUCUUUCACAGGUUCUCCGCGUUCAUCAAGAACCCAGUGCCCACGCAGGACGAUGUCUGGAUGAGCUUGCCUCCCUUGGAGCAGAGCCUCGGCUCCUUCCAGGCCAAGCGCCUGCCCGGCCCGGCAGAGCUCUGCUCGGCCUAG
Molecule: messenger RNA, 468 nt
Organism: Puma concolor (puma)
Lineage: Eukaryota; Metazoa; Chordata; Mammalia; Carnivora; Felidae
Source: RefSeq, a predicted model, not a curated record